This is a messenger RNA of Pistacia vera, 970 nucleotides long. RefSeq names its product E3 ubiquitin-protein ligase MPSR1-like. Gene Ontology annotation, biological process: protein ubiquitination. The transcript has a single exon. The record is from RefSeq and is a predicted model, not a curated record. Gene Ontology annotation, molecular function: ubiquitin protein ligase activity. NCBI's taxonomy places the organism in Eukaryota, Viridiplantae, Streptophyta, Magnoliopsida, Sapindales, Anacardiaceae. Bases 166 to 858 code for a protein of 230 amino acids. Gene Ontology annotation, cellular component: cytoplasm.
CAUCAACAGUGAAUCUUCUAUUAUUCCAGAUCUUUCCACAACCUUCCUCGCUUCCUGUGGGCUACCUAAUAUCUCCUUUCCAAUUCUCUCCCCAAAAUUCCAUUAUUCAAUUAUUCAGAUUUCUCUGCGCGCUUUCUUCACUUCUCUGCUCUUUCGCUUGCUGCCAUGGCCUCUGAAGCUGAAACUCCUGAGAUUUCUUCUUUGUUUGAGCGACUCUUGAGGCACAGAGAUAUGUCUUUGUUUCUUCCCUUUAUUUUGGGUUUCACGGGUAACAUCUCCACGACAGAGAGUAAUCCUGAACACACAGAUCAAGAAACAAGUACGAAUUCGAGUGAGAGAAUUAUUCUAAUUAACCCUUUGACUCAAGGAAUGGUGGUGAUUGAAGGAACGUCAAGUUUGGAUUCUUUGAUGAGGAACUUAGCAUCCAAAGAUGGUCAACCGCCGGCUUCCAAGGCGUCUGUGGAGGCUAUGCGGAGUUUCAAGAUUGGUGAUAGUGAAGAUGAAAAAGAAGGGGAAGUGGGUGAGUGUGUAGUGUGUUUAGAAGAGUAUGAGGUUGGUGAGAUGGGGAAAGAGAUGCCAUGUAAGCAUAGGUUUCACGCUAAGUGUAUAGAGAAGUGGCUUGGGAUUCAUGGGUCGUGUCCUGUUUGUAGAUACAAGAUGCCUGUUGAUGAAGAUGAAAUUGGUUUCAAGAGAGAUGAGCAAAGGAGAGAGGUUUGGGUCAGCUUUUCUUUUAAUAGUGGUAGGAGAAGUGGGAAUUCUGAUCCUGAAUCUAAUCAAACUUCUCCUGCAGCAGAUUCUGAGUCUGCUGAUGUCUCUUCUUCCCCAAGUUCUAUGCCCGAUCAGGGAUCGGAAAAUUAAAUCAAUUUUUGUAAGAUAUUUAUAUAUAUAUAUUUUUUGUUUUCCACCUCUUCUAUAAUAUGUACAGCUAUAAUCUUGCAUAUGUUUAGAAAUAUUGGAUCGAUUUGUCGCA